UGGGCUGGGCCGGGCUGGGCCUCCCCGCCUCUCGGCUCUCGGCUCUCGCGCCCUGCUUCUCCCUUUGCGCCGCAGAUCCUGACGCGCGUCUUCAGCCGCGCCGCUCUGGAGACCUACCUGCCCCGGAUCCAGCGCCUGGUGAGCUGGGAGCUGCGCGGCUGGUGCCGCGGCCCGGGGCCCAUCGCCGUCUACGCUUCGGCCAAGGCCUUGACUUUCCGCAUCGCUGCGCGGAUCCUGCUGGGGCUCCGGCUGGAGGAGGAGCAGUUCGAGGAGCUGGCCGGGGCCUUCGAGCAGCUGGUGGAGAACCUCUUUUGCUUGCCGCUCAACAUCCCCUUCAGCGGACUGAGGAAGGGAAUAAAGGCUCGUGAUCUUUUACAUACUUACAUGGAGAAAGCCAUCUUGGAGAAGCUGCAGAGGAAGGAUCCUGAAGCUCGCCGUGAUGCCCUGGAUUUUAUCAUCAACAGUGCCAAGGAACAUGGCAAAGAUUUCACCAUGCAGGAAUUGAAGGAGUCUGCAAUUGAACUAAUAUUUGCAGCUUUCUUCACCACUGCCAGCGCUACUACUUCUAUGAUCUUACUCUUGUUGAAGCACCCAUUGGUUAUAAAAAAGAUCCAGCAGGAACUAGUCUCUCAUGGCCUUACUGGACAAUAUCAGUGCUUUGCUGCUGAGGAUUCUCUGACAAAAUACCAGUCUGGCCAAAAGACUUUACUUGCACAUGAAAAGGAAAACAAAGAUAGUGACUACAAACUGCCUCUUCCAUCCAGACUGGGAAGAGAACAAGGCAGAGAGACCAAGAGGGAAGAGAAAGGACCCAAUAGAGAUGUCAUGGCUAAAGGGUCCCAGGAAACUAUCCAUGGAACUACAAAUGGCCCUAGCUCACUGUCCAGGCUGGAAGAAACAGGACAGUUCCUUUGCAGUCUGGAAAGAUCUGAGUAUUGUUGCCAUGCUUACUUGACCCUGGAGAAGAUGAACCGUCUGCGCUACUUGGAUUGUGUCAUUAAAGAAGUUCUCCGUUUGCUGCCCCCAGUAUCUGGAGGGUAUAGGACAGCCUUACAGACCUUUGAGCUAGAUGGCUACCAGAUUCCGAAGGGUUGGAGCGUGAUGUACAGUAUUCGAGAUACACACGAGACCACCAGCAUCUACCAGAGUCCCCCAGACACCUUUGAUCCGGAGAGGUUUUGGGUAUCGCAGGAAGACCGGGAGGAUCACAAAACCUCUGCCUCCCUCCGCUUUCACUACAUUCCCUUUGGUGGUGGAGUCCGAAAUUGCAUAGGCAAAGAACUGGCCCAAGCCAUUCUCAAGAUGCUUGCCAUUGAAUUGGUUAGCACAACCCGCUGGGAACUGGCCACGGCUGAUUUCCCAAAGAUGCAAACCGUGCCAAUUGUGCACCCUGUGGAUGGUCUUCAACUCUAUUUCCAUUCUCUGAAGGCUGACCAUGAAAGCAGUGGAGCAAGCGAGGCCAACACCUGAAUGCAUAGACAUCUCCGUUAGAUCUCUAGUUUAGGAGUAGAAUAAGACAGGCCUCUGGGGCAAAAGAUCACUUUCUUUUGGCUGCUGUUUGGCAGCCUGCACAAGCCCCUUCUACCUCCCUCUCGAUUGUAGGGGAAGAGGAAAGGAUGAAUGCCCUGCACUCUUCAUUGAAGGCCUGUGCAUUUGUGAGCAUCUGUUCUUUGCACAGAUGGGCAUCAGUUGUUCUUUGGUCAUCUUUAGUUGCACUUUUUGCUUUGUGUAUGUGCAUUACCACUUUGUCUCAUCAUUAAGAGAAGUCAUACUCCAAAGAUAAAUGUCUUGCAAGAAGUGGUGGAAGCAUUGGUGUUAGUUUUGUGUGAGGGCUAAGUAUACGUAGCUCAAGCAAGCAUAAAGUAAGGGUUCAGUUGCGCUGCAGUGGAGAUUCUGGGAUUCCUAGAUCUAAUCUGUCCCAUGAAGAUUCUUCAGGACUCCUCACAGCUUCUGAAAAAGACUGCUGCCCCCUUGCUUCCUUAAAAGAUGGCUGUGCUUCAUUUCUGAUGGGGGAGAGCCUUUAUAAAUCAGUUGCCUUCAGAAUGGAAAAUGUUCCAAGUACAAUGCAGAAGGGCCAUCAGAAAGGGAGAGGCACCCAACAAAGCAAGAACCAACAAAAGAAAGAGCACCAAAUAGAUCAGAAGCUGACAUUGCUUCAGAAUGUGCAUUUUGUAUUGUGUUUUAUAAGUAAUUAACAUAACAGUGUUCUGCAUUGUAAACAAGAAAACAAGGUAGCCCUGGAACAGAUUGAUUUGUCAGCUUCUGUUAGGACCCCAAAGCACAGCACUAGUGGCAGUUACGAGUAGUGGCUCUCCAUGGUUUCAACUCGGAGCCUUUCCUAGCUGGAGAUGUUUGGAAUUGAACUGGAGGCAUUCUGCUUGCAUGGCGCAUGCUGUACCAUUGAACUAUGGCCAGCCCGAUCAUGGUAUGAAGCCUCAGCCUGUUUAAAUAAGCGAACUAUUCAUGUAUUGGCAUACUACGUUGUCAAGCAAACUAUGGGUGGAAUGUCUUAGCCUGGUUUAUGAGCAUAUGUGCUUUUUAUUUUCUCCUUUGUGUCCUGCAAAAUGAAAAGCAUUACGUUUGAAGGGAUAUAAGGUAGUUCAUCUCUGAGAUUUGACCUGGGAUGGCUUGCUGAUGUUUCCAUUUUUCAGAGGGGUACCUAUAUUAGUUCUUGUAGCAAGAGUAAGGGAGUCUUGUAAAAGAUUAACAAGACUUCUUACAGCACAUGCAGUUAUGGAUUCGUUAUGGAUUUAUUUCCACCUGUGUAUAUAUUUAAUUGAUAAAUGAAGAUUAAUUCCAUGCACCUGAUGAUGCCUCUAGUCCAUGAGUUAAGCCAGGGUGGGGAACCUUGACUUCUCAGAUAUUGUUAAACUACAAUCUGUGAGCCCAAACCAAUAAGGCCAAUGGUGAGGGAUGCUGGGAAUUGUAGUUCAACAUCUGGAAGGACACUGGUUCCCCACUCCUGCUUAUACUGUACUAAAGUGUUUAGCCUUUCAGUCUGCUGCCUUGUAGAUAUAUUGAGGCUAUAAUUACUAGCAUUUUGUGAUGGGUAAUGGAUUUUGUGAGAUUGUAGUCUCAGCAUAUUUGAGGAGCACCGGUUUGGGGAAAACCAAA
Messenger RNA from Python bivittatus (Burmese python), 3114 nucleotides. The record is from RefSeq and is a predicted model, not a curated record. Lineage: Eukaryota; Metazoa; Chordata; Lepidosauria; Squamata; Pythonidae.